CAAUAUUCAGUUCCCAUGUGAUAAGUUAUCAAAUAUAGUUAAAAUAUUAAUUUGUAUGUUUAAGAAUUAAAAUUCUGUCAGUUUAGAGUACAACUUUUUUAAAAAUAAUGUCUUGAUAAUUUUUUGUAUAUAUAUUAAUCAUUGGAUAUUAACUUUGCUAAUUUAAAACUUCAAAUAUUUCUUAAUAAGUGAGUAUUAUGGCGGGACUAUAUUUUAAGAAACCAAAACGAAAUCUUCGGGUGAGAGAUUCUGAUGAUUUUUCCGAUGAAAAAUGCGAUGAAAAUUUAAGUGAAGAAACAACACUUAAAUCAAUAAAAAGUCAAAAAAUUAAAGUACCCAAGAAAGUUAGUACUCUAAGUUUUGAGGAUGAUUUAAAUGAAUGUGACGACGGUGAAGAAUUUAAAGUUAGAAAAUCAUCUUACAGUAAAAAAAUUAAAAAACAAAUGAAUAAAGAAAAAAUGAGUCGAAAUAAAUCAGAGUCAAUUAAAAAAUUAACUAAUACCAAUGAAACAUUACAGCUUACAUUUAAUGAAUUAAAAACAAACAAACCUAAAUCAGAAUCGAUUGAAAAAGAAAUAAUGCUUACUGGUCGAGCUGCAGAGAUGGCAGGAUAUGAAUCAUCAGAUGAGGAGCAAGAUACAUUCAAUCCAUCUGUCCAUCGUUUUUCUAAUCCAGAUGAAGUUAAAUUAGUAUUAAAAAAGGGACAAAUCCCAAAUGCUGCCUUGAUUCAUGCUGCUAGAAAAAGAAGACAACAAGCCCGUGAUAUGGGAGAAGAUUUUAUACCUAUAUCUCAAUCAUCUCAUAAUGAUGCAAGUAAUACAGAAAAAGAACAAAAUAUUGGUAGACGUUUGACUCGUGAAGAAGAUGAACUAGAGGAUAGUGAUGAUGAUGAAAGAAUUAUUAUGUCUGGAAUAGUUAGCCAAGCUGAUGACCGAAAAAAAAGUUUACAUAUUACAUUAGCUGAUAAUGUGAAUACUGAUAUUCAAGACAAUAAUGAAAUGGAUGAAGAUGAUAAUGAUUGGGAAACACAACAAAUAAGAAAAGCUGUUACAGGUUCUCAAUUGGCUGCAGCACAACAAGAAUCCACAUGUAUAUCAUUGUAUGGAAAUGGUCUUCUUCAUAAUGCUGGUUCACAAGAACAUACAAUGACAACUAUGAUAGAACAAAAAGGAAGAAUCACAAACAUUUCACAAAAUAUUGCAUCUUUCAUAAAUCCCAUUGAAAUCAUAAAAAAAACUCAAGACAUAUUAAUGGACCUUAAAAAUAAAAUAAAUCCAGAUUUUAAGUAUUAUGAAGAUAUGAAAAAUGAAAUACCAGAAAUUAAGGACAAAAUUGAAAAACAUAAAAAAAAUAUUCCAGAGUUGGCUGAUUGUUUCCAGUUUUACCAAGAUUUACGUGGGUAUGUCACAGAUCUGGUAGAAUGUCUUGAUGAAAAGAUGCCCGUUCUUGUUAUGUUGGAACAACGUCUUUCUAGUAUCUUUGAAAAAAGACGCAAUGAUUUAAUAUCCAGAAGAAGACAAGAUGUUAGGGAUCAGGCUGAUGAAGCUAUGCCUCCAUCUAACAAACUAGGAUCAUCUUCAUCUAUUAUACCAAGAUCAGAAGAACAACAAAGAAGAGCAGCUGAACGUGAAGGUCGUCGUAUAAGACGUAUGAGAAGCAGAGAGUUAAAAUCUAUUAGUAAACAUGCAGAUGGAAUGUCAACUGAUGAAGAAGUUCCCGAAACUGAUGCUAAUGUUUUUAGAUCUCAAAUAGAGGUUGUAAAAAAUGAUGCAGAAGUUUUAAUGGAUGAUGUUCUUGAUGAAUUUGCUUCAAUUGAUUUAAUUUUAAAACAAAUGUUUCAAUGGAAAAAAAACUAUCAAGAAACUUAUAAUGAAGCAUAUGUUAAUGUUUGUUUACCUAAAUUAAUUGGGCCAUAUGUUCGACUAGAAAUGUUGACAUGGAAUCCUUUAGAAGAAGAUCAAAAAUUUGAAAAUAUGUUGUGGUAUAAAAGUAUGCAAAAGUAUACCAUGAAUGGUAUGUCUAGUAUUGAACAACUUACAAAAAAUAUUGACUUAGAAUUAAUUCCAAAAAUAAUAGAAAAAAUUAUAUUAAAUAAACUUGACCAAAUUGUAGUGACACAAUGGGAUCCUUUGUCAUCAAAACAAACAAAAAGAUUCAGUGCUAUUCUUAAAAAUAUACUUGAUAAUUAUCCUACCAUUGAUCCUGAUAGCAAACUCCUAAUGGCACUUCUAACUAAUUUGGUUGAUAGGCUUCGAGAUUCUGUUGAUAAUGAUGUAUUUAUUCCUAUUUAUCCUAAACAAGUGAUGAAUUCUGGCAAAAUGAAUGUUUUCUUUCAGAGACAAUUUAAUGUUGCUGUAAAAUUACUAGGAAAUAUUCUUUGCUGGUAUCACAUAAUUGAAGAUGGUAUUAUAAUAGAUCUUGCAAUAAAUCAAAUAUUAAACCGAUAUUUGCUUAUGUCUGUAAGAACGUUACAACCAUUAGAAGCUAUUCUUAAAAUUACCAUGAUUGCAAAAUCUUUACCUUCUUCAUGGUUAACUUAUGGAAGUACUACACCAAAAGAGCUAACACAAUUUUUUAAUCAAUCAAAAUUAGUGGCCAUUGAAGUAGAUAAAUCUCAACCACAAGCAAAAUAUGCUUUGGACAAACUUAAUGAAGUACUCAAAUUUUAAAUCAAUAACAUUUUGUAUUCCUCCUUAUGUUAUACUUCAAUAACUUUUAAAACAUAGAAUGCUAAUGUAAAAAUAUAAAUGUAUGAUUAUUUGCUAUUGUUUAAAUA
Molecule: messenger RNA, 2776 nt
Organism: Daktulosphaira vitifoliae (grape phylloxera)
Lineage: Eukaryota; Metazoa; Arthropoda; Insecta; Hemiptera; Phylloxeridae
Product: PAX3- and PAX7-binding protein 1
Exons: 15
Coding region: 198-2669 (823 amino acids)
Biological process (GO): mRNA splicing, via spliceosome; spliceosomal complex disassembly
Cellular component (GO): U2-type post-mRNA release spliceosomal complex; nucleus
Molecular function (GO): DNA binding
Source: RefSeq, a predicted model, not a curated record